Saprolegnia parasitica CBS 223.65 is the source of this 1165-nucleotide messenger RNA. RefSeq lists its product as hypothetical. The transcript has 2 exons. The record is from RefSeq and is a predicted model, not a curated record. The coding region runs from base 19 to 1107 and encodes 362 amino acids. NCBI's taxonomy places the organism in Eukaryota, Oomycota, Saprolegniomycetes, Saprolegniales, Saprolegniaceae.
CAUCUUGUCGGGCGGGUAAUGCUGCCAGACACACAGUUUGCAAUGGCCAUGGUUCUCGCAAGCCUCCUCCUUGUCACCUCGCUUCCGCUCGUGAUUGCAGCGACGGGCAACAGCAGCACGCAUCUCGUGCCCUACUACACGGACCCGGCGACGUACGCGGCACUGCUCCAAACGUCGUCGUCGAGGAGCUGCGCCUUUGGUAGCUUCCCAUGCCUCGAUGGCAGCACCGCGUGCAUCGAUCCGCUCGGAUUUGCUGGGUGUGUGUUUGACACCUUGACCACCAUCACCCUCGAUACGAUCGCCCCAAGCUUUUUCAGCAUGGUACAAGACUUUACCGACGACCCGGUCAAGUUUGCAGUCGAUUUUGCCAACGAGACCGUCACGUCGGCGGUCAAUAAUCUGAUCGAGUGCCGCAAAGUCCUCAGUGGCGAGCCCCCGAGCUGCUCCCAACUCGCUUCGUUCAAGUCGUGCGUCGACACGGCGUCUCUCACGCUCUCGGUUGCCAAGAUCGGGGCCAAGGGGCUGGCUAAAAAAGCUAUCAAACGCAUCGAUGACGGCCUCGGCAAGGUAUCGAAGGUCACCGGUUUCGUCAACGACCAGUGCAAAACGGGCUGCAAGACAGGCGAAUGCAGCGGUGAGUCGUUGGAGUACCGCGAGCCUCCUGGAUGCCAGUGCAAGUCGCUCAUGCUGGAUGCCAGAGACCAAUAUCACUUUACGACGACCCCAUCCGACUGCGCCACCAACGCCGCUCUCUUUGUGAUCGACGAAUACGGCGACAAGAAGCUCGACGAUAAAGUUCACUUUCCAUACAUGGGCUGCUACGUCGGCACCGAGGACGAGCCGUCCGACUGGCGCAAUUGCUCCAAAGCGUACGCUUCCAGCAUGUUCCCGGGGGCAGUCUUUGUUCGGUGCGUCGACCAGUUUGGCAAGCAGCGCAACCUUCAACGAGAGCAAGCCCAAGUGCUCAUUUUGCUGGGGCCGGCUGCGUACUACUUGCACAAGAAGAGCGAGAAAAAAGAAAAGCAGACGACCACCGAUGUCAAGCCCACGGAAGGCUCGGCCCCACACGUCGCCGCUUCGGUAGACCCGACUCCUCCCCGAGUCUAGUCUAUAUAUAUGCAUUUUACUAGAGUACAUAUUUUCACUUUACCAAUUUGUUGCUGAG